AUGUCAAUCAUCUCAAUACAGCAAAAGAACAAUGUAGUGCAAGGACAAGGAUUCAUAGCGAUGAGAACUCCAUGUUCAGCUACAUCAUUUUCAGCCAAUUCAUUGGCCACCUUUCCAUUGAACAAGUGUUAUAAAACGUUGGAUGGAACUAGUUCAUUCAAGUUUACCUAUACUGGACAAUACACAACUUUUUACAAAAAUGUAUAUGCUUUGAAUGACUUGACCUGUUCUACCACUCCACAAGUCUUCACAAUCAUUACACCUACAAAGCCUACCCUUUGUGAUACUGCCACUGAUACAGUAUACAACUUUGCUGCUGUUGGUGUCAUUCCAAGUCCAAAUUCACUCUUCUUUCACAGAAAACAAACAUGUAAUGAAGUACUUCCAUCAAUUUCUUAUUCUGUGAAUAUCACCCAAGCUGCAAAUUGUGUUAUAGUGGAUCCACUUUCAUCGAUGACAGCACCAUACCAAACUGUGAAUGCAGCCUUUAGCAAAUUUAAUAGUACUGCUAUAUCAAUGUCACCACUGUCCAAUGUCAACCAGACAUGUUCAUCUGCCAAUCCAUCACUCAUAACCAAUGACCUAUGCUCAGCGUCAUCGUUGACGAUUGGAGGAAAUAUCUUUACCAAGGCAAUCAUUCCCACGCAGUUCAAAUCCACCUUUGCACCUCCCAUUGCCAUUGGAUACCGUAGUUAUUCUUUGAGUAGAUUCCCUGCCACUUGGGAUGUCUCCUUCUUUCUAGAGAAUCUAGAGGUAGUCUUACUUGAUGGACUUACCGGUAUGUCUAUCAGUUGCUUCUGUACUCCAACCAAUGCAAAUCCACAAUUCUUUGGAAACUGUAAUCUUACCACUCCUCUGCUCACCGGUAAACAAACAUUUAUUAGACUUUCAAUGGGUGGUCAAACUGUCAGUCAAAUUCCCGAUCUAAUCUCUGCAAACUUUUCACUUGUUCCUUUACCUGAAAUAUCAGCUGUUAAUGUUAAUGGAUUUUCACAGACAUGGGUGACUGUUGCAUGGACAUCGAUUGGAGGUAUGCCAGGAAAUGUUUCUACAUUUACUGUUUAUGCAAACAGUGCCAUUGUUCCACAAUGUAAUGGGAUCACUGCUUUGGAGUGUAAUAUCACUGGUUUAGCAGUGGGAAGUACUGUUACCGUUGGAGUUUCGGCCACCAACUUUGGAGAAACAAGUCCUGUGAAAACAGUUGUCGCCACAUUGAGUAAUUUACUUGGUGCACCAGCUAUCCAAUACUCUUCAACAACAAACUCGAUCGACAUUAGUUAUAUUGCAGCAGGUGGUGCUAAUCCAGAAUCAACAACAACCUAUUCUGGUUGGUUGGAUGGUACUAGCUCGUUUACAAAUACUCAAGUCAAACAAUAUCAGUUUAGUGGAUUGACAACUCUUCAGACCUAUCAAAUCAAGGUAUCUGCAAGUAAUGCUCAAGAAACUACCUUUUCAACAAUCACAGUUAAAUUGUGGGAUCUGGUAAAUGCACCAACAGUCACAUCGACAGUUAUUAAAUCAAAAUCAAUUGUCAUUAAUUAUUCGAGUACCGGUGGUGACCCAACACUCACUCGUUAUUAUGUCAAUUCCAAUGGUGUACCUGUUGCCAAUUGUCAAGAAAUCGUAUCAACAACAUGUACAGUCACAACAACACCAUCAACCGGUUAUAUAUUUAAUAUUACAGCCAAUAAUAAUGGACGUAGUCAAUCAUUGACAACCAACACUUUCACAACAUACCCAACACUAUCACCACCACAAAUCAACAAUAUUGUCAGUACUAUUACAACCAUCUCAUUUAGUUAUAGUGUUACUGGAGGUGUACCAGGUCAAACUACCUAUCAAGUUAAAUUGAAUGGAACGGUCAUUGUUUUAGCAGCAUAUUGUCCAGCUCAAAAUUGUAGAUUCACAGUCCCCCCAGGAUCAUCAAAUGCAAUCAUCGUUGAAGCAACCAAUAAUGUUGAUUUCACAACUCAAUCAACAACUAUUUCAUCGUAUCCAGCUCCAACUAUAUCUGUACUCAAGGUGACCGCUUUCACAAAGAACUCUAUCACCAUUCAAUUUGAGUCGACAGGAGGUGAUCCAACUGUUGAUACCAUUUUCUAUAUCUCUGUCAACGGACAAGCAGCACAACAAUUUACCAAAAUCAACACCGCCACAUUCACCGGUCUCACACCAGAUUCAACAGUCAAAAUCGACAUGAUAGCAUCCAACAGUGGUUCAACAUCAUCUGUACAAACAGUCACUCAAAAGUUAUUACCAAAUUUACUUGGUGAUCCAAUCAUCAAUACAGUGAUGGACUAUGAUACAUUAAAUAUGACAUACAGUUCAACAGGAGGAAGUCAAUCAAUCACAACCACCUAUGAUGUAUCGAUCAACGACCAAGUCAUUGUAACGGCAGACACCACCAAGAAAGCAACAUAUACAUUUUCAAAUGAACAAAAGAAAACACAAAGCACCUAUGUCAUCAAGGUUGUUGCCACCAAUGGUCAAUUGACAUCAGAGAAUUCAACAUCCAUCGUAUAUAUUCCAAUAUUAGAAUCACCAAUCAUUACAGUUUCAAUCAUUCCAAAUAAUGUCGGUAUUUCAAUCAGUUAUUCAGCUAUUGGUGGCAAUAAUCAGAUUACUACAACUUAUCAGGUAUUGGUCAAUGGAUUCCCACUUGAAAGCGGUGCCACAACCUAUACAUUCACAAAAUCACAACAACAAUCGAGACAAAGUUACACUGUCCAAGUGAUUGCAAGCAAUGGAGCAAUGACUUCACAAAACUCAACAUCUAUCCUCUUCACUCCAACCAUGGCACAAACAACCAUCACAGCAUCAACCAAUGUUAAUGCUAUAUCAGCUAGUUGGACACAAGUACCAAUUGCCGAUAAUUAUGUUGCUGGUAUCUCUACUGACUCUGUCGAUUGGAAUACAGUAUGUCAAGGUGUAAAUGUUACAAGUUGCCAAUUCACAGGAUUACAAUCAGAUACAACCUAUUACAUUCAAGUGGUCUCAUUAAAUACCAUUUCAGAGAUUAGUUCAACAUCAACUGUUCAAGCAACAACACUCAAACCCGAACCAGUAUCAUUAUCAAAUAGAUUAUUAAUAUCAACCAAUAUGAUAAUCAUCACUCUAUUUGUUAUUUUCUUGAUAUAUCAAACUAUAGUUUGUAGUAAUGAUGUGCAAGCACAGUGGAUUGGAAUGAGAUCACCAUGUUCAUCGUCUAUUUUUAAUGGUAACUCUCUUGCCACAUUUCCAAUGAACCAAUGUUUUCGUUCGUUGGAUGGAACUGGGUCAUUCAAGUUUACCUAUACUGGACAGUUAACCAAUUCUUUUAAAUACACCUAUACAAAUGACUUGACCUGCUCAACCACACCAAAGAUUCUUCAAGUUACAACACCUUCAUCAUCUCUUUGUGACACUACAACAGACACACUAUACGUAUACACUUCUGGAGAAGCUGCACCAUGUCCAGGAUGUAUUUACUUUCAAAGAAAAAGAUCAUGUUCUGAUCUCUACCCAAUUGCAUAUGUAAUGAAGAACUCACAACCAGGACAAUGUAUUAUUUUCGAUCCUCUUGUAUCUGCCUAUGCCCCAUACCUACCAAUUGCCUCUGGUUUUAGUCAAUACAAUUCGACUGCCCUUUCCAUCACUGGUAUAUCCAAUGUCAACAACUCAUGUCCAUCCAACAACCCAUCGAUUAUCACCAACGAAUGCUCAGCAACGUCAUCAUUGACUAUUGGUGGUAACCUCCUUACCAAGGCAAUCAUUGCCUCUACCGAAUUCAAAGCCACCGUUGCUAUAGGUAUUUCAGUUGGUUAUCGUAGCUAUUCUAUUCAAAAAAAUGCUGCCACCAUCGAUUUCUCUUUUAACCUUGACAAUCUCUAUAUUUACUUGUUGGAUGGUGCUACCAGUACCUCGACCAACUGUUUUACCUAUUUAAAUAUAAAUAAUCCCCCGUUCUAUGGUCUUUGCACAUUUUCAAGUCCUCUACUCGAAAAUAAGCAAACUUUCAUUAAACUUUUAGUCAGUAGUCAAACUGUCGGUCCAAUUCCAGAGUUUGUUUCUGCAAACUUUUCUCUUGUUCCUUUACCUGUAGUAUCAGCUGUUAAUGUUAUUGGAUAUUCACGUACAUGGUUAGCUGUAUCGUGGACAUCGACUGGAGGUAUGCCAGGAAAUGUUUCUACAUUUGCCGCCUAUUCAAAUGGAGUCAUUGUUCCACAGUGUAACGGAACCACAACUAUGGUGUGUAAUAUCACUGGUUUAACGCCAGGUAGUACUAUUACUAUUGGAGUGACAGCCACCAACUAUGGAGAAACAAGUCCUGUGAAAAAUGCUGCUCCUGUCACAUUGACCAAAUCACUAGAGUCACCAGCUAUCCAAUACUCUGCAACAACAAACUCGAUCGACAUUAGUUAUAAUGCAGUAGGUGGUGAUAAUCCAGAAUCAACAACAACCUAUUCUGGUUGGUUGGAUGGUACCAGUUCAUUUACAAAUACUCAAGUCAAACAAUAUCAGUUUAGUGGAUUGACAACUCUUCAGACCUAUCAAAUUAAGGUAUCUGCAAGUAAUGCACAAGAAACUACCUUUUCCAUCGUGACAGUUAAAUUGUGGGAUCUGGUAAAUGCACCAACAGUCACAUCGACAGUUAUUAAAUCAAAAUCAAUUGUCAUUAAUUAUUCAAGUACUGGUGGUGAUCCAACACUCACUCGUUAUUAUGUCAAUGCCAAUGGUGCACCUGUUCCCAAUUGCCAGGAUAUCGUAUCAACAACAUGUACCGUCACAACAACACCAUCAACUGAUUAUAUAUUUAAUAUUACAGCCAAUAAUAAUGGACGUAGUCAAUCAUUGACAACCAACACAUUUACAACAUACCCAACACUAUCAACACCACAAAUCAACAAUAUUGUCAGUACGAUUACAACCAUCUCAUUUAGUUAUAGUGCUACUGGAGGUGUACCAGGUCAAACCACAUAUCAAGUUAAAUUGAAUGGAACAGUCAUUGUUUUAGCAUAUUGUCCAGCUCAAAAUUGUAGAUUCACAGUCCCUCCAGGAUCAUCAAAUGCAAUCAUCGUUGAAGCAACCAAUAAUGUUGAUUUUACGACUCAAUCAACAAAUAUUGUAUCGUAUCCAGCUCCAACUAUAUCUGUAUUCAAGGUGACUGCAUUUACAAACAGUUCAGUCACCAUUCAAUUUGAAUCAACUGGAGGUAUUCCAAAUGUCGAUACCAUUUUCUAUAUCUCUGUCAACAAACAAGCAGCACAACAAUUCACCAAAACCAACACUGCCACAUUCACCGGUCUCACACCAGAUUCGACAGUCACAAUCGAUAUGGCAGUUUUCAACAGUGGAUCAUCGUCAACAGUACAAACAAUCACUCAAAAGAUAUUGCCAACCCAACUUGAUGAUCCAAUCAUCAAUACAGUGAUGGACUAUGAUACAUUAAAUAUGACAUACAGUUCAACAGGUGGAAGUCAGUCAAUCACAACCACCUAUGAUGUAUCAAUCAACGAUCAAGUCAUUGUAACAGCAGAUACCACCAAGAAAGCAACAUAUACAUUCUCGGAUGAACAAAAGAAAACUCAAAGCACCUAUGUUAUCAAGGUUGUUGCUACCAAUGGUCAAUUGACAUCAGAGAAUUCAACAUCGAUUGUAUAUAUUCCAAUAUUAGAAUCACCAAUUGUUACAGUUUCAAUCAUUCCAAAUAAUGUCGGUAUUUCAAUCAGUUAUUCAACUAUAGGUGGAAAUAUUUCUGUUGCUACAACAUACGAUGUAUUAGUCAAUGGAUUUCAAGCAACAACCCAAGACACAAGUGGAGAGACAACCUAUGCAUUCACACCAUCACAACAACAAACCAAACAAAGUUAUUCUAUUCAAGUGACUGCAAGCAAUGGAGAGAUGACAUCACAAAACUCAACAACUAUCCUCUUCACUCCAACUAUGGCACAGACAACCAUAACAACAUCAACUAAUAUUAAUGCUAUAUCAGCUAGUUGGACACAAGUACAAUUUGCCGAUAAUUAUGUUUCUGGUAUCUCUAUCAAUGGCACUGAAUGGAAUACAGUGUGCCAAGGUGUAAAUGUUACAAGUUGUCAAUUCACAGGAUUACAAUCAGAUACAACCUAUUACAUUCAAGUGAUUGCAUCCAACUCUAUUUCAGAGAUCAGUUCAACAUCAACUGUUCAAGCAACAACUCUAAAGAAUGAUCCCCCAACAACUAAUGGUACUACCACUGGUGCUGUUUCAUUAUCAAAUAGAUUAUUGCAAUCAACCACAUCAAAUAUCCUUGUUGUUUUAUCUAUUGUUAUUUUUUUGAUAAUUUAA
Messenger RNA from Cavenderia fasciculata, 6306 nucleotides. RefSeq lists its product as uncharacterized. Gene Ontology annotation, molecular function: protein binding. The record is from RefSeq and is a predicted model, not a curated record. The coding region runs from base 1 to 6306 and encodes 2101 amino acids. Lineage: Eukaryota; Evosea; Eumycetozoa; Acytosteliales; Cavenderiaceae. The transcript is spliced from 8 exons.